Vicia faba (fava bean) is the source of this 588-nucleotide messenger RNA. Lineage: Eukaryota; Viridiplantae; Streptophyta; Magnoliopsida; Fabales; Fabaceae. The record is from the annotation of a GenBank genome assembly.
AUGGGCAAGUACAUGAAGAAACCCAAAACCGCCGGCGACGUCGCCGCCGUAAUCAUGGAAGCUCCGUCUCACGCUCCUGCCGUCGGUGUCCGGACACGAGCUAAAACCCUAGCUCUCCAGAAGUCGCCCCCGCAAAAUACCGACUCCUCUGCUUUCCUUCAGCUCCGGAGUCGUCGCCUCCGGAAGGUCACUCCGCCGCCGCAACCGAGAAGGGAGAAUGAUUCUAUCAAAACAUUGGGAAACUUCUGUGCUGAAGAGGAGAAUUUUGAUUUUUCCAUCGAAGGUUCUUUUGGGGAAAAUUUCUUGGAGUUUGAAGGCUUAGAUAGAAGCACCAGGGAAAGCACACCUUGUAGUUUAAUAAGGGAUUCAAGUUCCAUUCAUACCCCUGGUUCAACCACAAGACAAAGGACACACCGAAUAAUUCACAAACACAUUCAAAGAAAUAUUCCAACAGCUUAUGAAAUGGAUGAGUUCUUUGCGUUCGCCGAGAAGCAGCAACAAGCAAUAUUCAUGGAAAAGUACAAUUUUGAUGUAGUGAAUGAUGUACCUCUACCAGGACGAUAUGAAUGGGUCCAUGUACUUCACUAG